Messenger RNA from Blepharisma stoltei, 3303 nucleotides. The record is from the annotation of a GenBank genome assembly. NCBI's taxonomy places the organism in Eukaryota, Ciliophora, Heterotrichea, Heterotrichida, Blepharismidae.
AUGGGAACUGGAUGCACAAAACUAAAUUACAAACACUUAGUUGAAGUAUCUAACCCAAACCUACAACCUAAUGACAGGACUAACACCCCAAACAAUUCUCGGUCUCUUCCUCAGGCAGACUAUGCCAAAUCUCGGACUACCUCUUUUAAAAAGAAAAAAAGUAUGAGCAAAGACAAAGAUUUUUCCUCUUAUAUAGAAGCUUCUGCAGCUGAAAUCGACCCUUAUGCCACAAAAACAUCAGAAGACAAAGAUAUGAUUUUGACUGCUCUGAAUAGUCACUUUAUUUUCACAAGUUUAACUGAAGAAGACAAAGAAAUGGUCGCUGAAUCAAUGCAGCUCUAUUUAUUUGAGACUGGGGCUAUAGUUUUUGAACAAGAAAUGCCUGCACGAUCAUAUUAUGUUUUAAGGACUGGGCUAUUGGAAGUGUUUGUGAAUGGAAAAUCAGUCAAUAAAAUCAAGCCUGGGGAAGGGUUUGGAGAGCUUGCAUUAUUGCAUGAUAACCCUAGAAGCGCCACUGUAAAAUGUUCAGCGCCUUCAGGGCUCUGAGGUGUCGAACGACAAACCUUCAGAAAAGUCAUUGAAGAAAUGAAUACACAAAUCUAUGAACAAAACCGAGAAUUCAUAGAAAAAGUCACAUUGCUGCAGCCUUUGAAUCCUCGGCAAAAGGACUCAUUGGCAGCGUCGCUAGUUAUUUAUAAAUACUAUAGUGGCCAAAAAAUCAUUACAGAAGGAGAAACGGGGCAGCAAUUGUUUAUUAUUAAAGAAGGGAUUGUGAGUGUACAAAGAGGCAGCCAGGAAAUUGCAAGACUACACUCAGGGGGGUAUUUUGGAGAAAUGGCGCUGCUGAAUAAUGCACCGAGAUCUGCUACAUGUGUUGCAGUUGAUGGGCCUGUUAAGUGCCUAGUUUUAAGUAGAGAAACUCUUCAGAAAAACUUGUCAAAUCAGCUACAAGAUAUUAUCGAAAAAAAUACAAUUAUGGAAGCUAUUUUUUAAUAUCUCUAUAGACUAAUAAAUUUUAGCUUUUUUUUCUAUUUUCAUACAAAAUUAAACUAUGUUUUUACUAUCCCCUUACAAAUUCAUUAAAAUCGCUAUAUAAAUAAGUCAGAAACCUUAUCCUUGCUAAACAAACAUCAAAAAGAGCUUAUCUGUAAAGAUAUUGACCACAGAGUCUACAAAGGAGGAGACGUCGUUAUCCCCCAAAGCACCCUCUGCAAGCUAAAACUAUAUAUCGUUAUAUCAGGCAGACUUCAAUAUGCAAGAACUUCUCAUACCUUUGCAGAUAAAGGGACUUGUGUGGGUGAUCAAUAUAUCACUCAGGUUAACCCUGAAGAUGUAAAAUACGAAGACGAUAUGAUCGCUGCUUCUGACAUGAAGGUGGGAGAACUCACCAAAUAUAAAUUUGAAGUAAGUAUUGGUGGGAAAUAUGAAGAUGUUGUAAAAGAAAAUGCAGCCACAAAUAUUUUGCGAAAAGUUUUCCUAUUUAAAACUCUUGACAGCUCACAGAUGAAAGAACUAUUCAGCAUCAUCAACACUGAAAAAUUCUCUGACGGCGAAGUAAUUUUGCAAGAAAAAAGUCAAAGCCAGCACAUUUUUAUAGUGAAAAGAGGAAAAGUUGACAUUAUGAGAGGAGACGUUAUCAUAAGAACAGUCACAAAGCACGAUUACUUUGGGGAGCGCGGAAUUCUAUUUGAAAGUGCUGCUAGUGCUACUUGUCGAGCCAAUGGAAACGUCACGCUUUGGGUUAUCAAUAAUAACGACUUUAUCAAUAUUUUGAACGAAAACAUGAGAAAGCAGCUGCUUCAUAGAAUUCGUAUGGAGGAUGAAAGAGCAGAGCUUGAAGACCUAGCGAUUAUAAGGCAAAUUGGCAGAGGAAUGUUCGCAAAAGUGUAUUUAGUGCAUCCCAGAGACUCAAAAAAUUUAUAUGCGCUGAAGGUUGUGGAAAGAAGAGUGAUUGAGAAAUUCGCAAUACAAGAACAGUUGUUGGUAUUCUUUAUGUAGCUGGAAAAACAUAUUUUGAACUUGUGUGACCAUCCUUUUAUAGUGAAACUUAUAAGGGAUAAAUAAAAUGGCAUUCGGUUCGAGAGAAAUUAGCUUUGCUAAUUUUCUCUCCCUCAUGGAAUUUUAUUUAUAGGGUUAGGUUUUCACUCGAGAACUUCUGGACAGCAAUAGCGGUUUAACUCUGGGGAUAACCAGAGGAACCACUCCUCAGUCCACUCAAGAUUUCGGGCUUUUACCUCUCAGCACAUCCCCACGGGAGGAUGACCCUUAGGCGGAACACGCGCAGGAGCUGAGUCGAGCGACAAGGGCGACGGCAACGCGCCGGGUGAGACGUGCAGCAGGGCUGGUGAAGCAGGAGUUGUUAGAAGGCUUGGACGGGGCUGACCCGUGCCAAGAUGGCUCGCCUACGUCAUCAGUUUUGCUAUAGGCCCCUUUUGGGCUGUGGCACUAGACACCUUAAACACCAGAUAAUUAAGUAAGUAAGUAAGUAAGAAACUUAUAAGGACUUAUAAAGAUUAUAAAAGAAUAUACUUCUUGCUUGAGUAUGUUCAUGGCAUGCAGCUCAGCGAAAUUUUAAUGAAAAUCGGGCUUUUUACAAAUAGCGACACACAGUUUUACUUGGGAUCUCUAAUCUUGGCCCUUCAAUAUCUUCAUGAGCGAGACAUCAUAUAUCGCGAUUUAAAGCCUGAAAACAUCAUGAUUAACGAUACAGGCUUUAUCAAACUAAUUGAUUUUGGCACUGCCAAAAUCAUCCCAUCCCGUACUUAUACACUUGUGGGCACUCCUCAUUAUAUGGCCCCAGAAGUGAUUGUUGGGAAAGGCUACAAUAAAAAUGCUGACUUAUGAAGUCUUGGUGUGUGCAUGUAUGAGUGCUUAUGCGGCCGUGUUCCAUUUGGAAAUGAAGAAACUGACUGUUAUAGAGUCUAUGAAGAAGUACUUGAAAAAGAAAUAGACUGGCCUGAUGAUAUAGACCCUGUCAGCGAAACAGCCAAAAAUUUUAUAGAGCAGCUUUUAAGUAAAUAUGCAGAAUCCCGAGCUGGAGGGUCUAUUGAUAAUUUAAAAAAGCAUGAGUGGUUCACUGGGUAUGACUGAGAUAACUUAAUUAAUGAAGCUGUAAUACCUCCAUAUACACCAAAUUUAGGCGAAAAAACUGAAGAUUUGCAGAAUAAUGCUGGGCAUGUGUAUAUGUGGGAUGCGCCACUGGAUAAUGAAAGUGAGGAGGAAGAGUCGCUGCCUGAUAUUUCUGAUACAGAACUGGAAGCAUAUAAAAAAAGUAUUCCUGAAAACUGGGAUGAAGGUUUUUAA